AUGGAGCUGCAGGGACAGCAGGUGGGAGAAGAGCUGGCCGAGGAGCCGGGAGAAGCCCCCGGCCCCACAGCUCCGCAUGCUCCUCCCUGCGACGUUCCUGCAGCUCCCGUCCCAAGCACGGAUGAUGUCAGAGUUGUCAUGGCAUCGAUCUUCUCCAUCGUGGUGUUUGGCUCCAUUGUGAACGAGUGCUACGUGAACAAGGACAGCCAGAGCUCCGAGCUGCUCUGCAUCUUCAACGAGAAUGAGAGCGCCUGCAGCUACGGCAUCGCCGUCGGCAUCAUCGCCUUCUUCGGCUGCAUCUUCUUCUUCAUCGUGGACCUGUACUUCCAGCAGAUCAGCAGCGUCAAGGACCGCAAACGGGCCGUGCUGCUGGACCUCGGCUUCUCAGGUUUCCUGGCCUUCCUGUGGUUUGUGGCCUUCUGCUUCCUGGCCAACCAGUGGCAGCGGACGACGCUGACCAGGGCCUUUGCACAGGGGGCUGAUGCUGCACGGGCAGCCAUCACCUUCUCCUUCUUCUCCAUCAUCAUCUGGGUGGUGCUGGCAGUGAGGGCCCUGCAGAGGUACCGCCUGGGCACGGACAUGUCGCUCUUUGCCACCGACCAGUUCCCCGCGGACCCGAGCGCGCCGUACCCCGGGUACCCCGUGGGCAGCGGCACCGAGAGCACGGAGACCUACCAGAGCCCCCCCUUCACUGAGACCUUAGAGGCCAACCCCAAAGGUUACCAAGUGCCAGCGUACUGAGGGCCCGGGGCGUCCCCGGGGCCGCGUCCCACGGUGCAGCACCGGAUCCGGCCGAUCCCAAAUGUAUUCAGUCCCAUUUCCUUGCCGUGGCCAGUCAGUGCUGGGUCCCUUUAUUAGCUCGUUGUGCAGUGAAUUCUGUACAGUGGUAUUGGUUCUUGUCUUACCUGUCCCAGGGUUUCUAAAAGCAGUGUUCCCUCUAAGCCAGAAGAAAGGAAGGUUGUUACCACAUCACCUACACGUGGGGAAGAUGAAUAAAUGCCCUCUCUAAGCCUUGGUGCCGGGUGCUGGCUCUGCUGGGAAAGCCCAGGACACCUUUUCCUCUUAGAAAACAGUAGCUGAGGAGUUAUUUCUCUCGUUCUGAGGAGUUAUUUAUCUCGUUCUUCCGGAGCUAACACAGAAUCUGUCGAGGGUGGGUGGGUGGUGGGGAGGGUUGGGCUCCUGCUGAGGAGCUUUCCAGUCCAUGUUCCAUGGAAAGUGCCAAAUUCACAAGGAAGUUAAGUGGUGUCUGUGUUACUUUUCUUUGUAUAUAUUUACUGUACAAAACAAAUAUCCAAACAGGUGUUUCAAACUUGGCUUAGAGGCACGGGGGGGGGGUCACAGUGGGUCGGGGUCAGGGUCAAUAUCCAGAUUAAUUCUGUUCUUCAAUGAGUUCUGGUCAAGGGUGUAAAAAGUUACUGUUUGAAACUGGAAACCAGUUCAGCAGUAGCUGGCUGCUAACUGGGAAUAGCCUGUGAUCAGCAGGAUAUGGCAUGUUGUGGUUCUGUUUGUUCACCAGGGAAUUGGGAAGUUUCUGGUUGGCACUGCUGCCACGUCCUCCCGCUCAGCCCUGGCACCAAGGGCGGGGGGCUCAGAUGCAAAGUCCAAGGCCAUUAGGAGCAAUAUUGGACUUGUGUUUUCAUACUGGGAGCAGCCACCAUCUGUCAGCUGCAGCAGAACCCCAGGUGGGGACAUGUGUGUCACCCUGCAGUCUCCAGAAAUGAGGAAUUCAGGCAGGGAACUGGAAAGGCUUCACAGGCCAUUGAAGUCCCUCCCGAGUGGGCUCACAUGUUUGGAAAUGGUGGGGGGAGAGAGUCAGUGAAAAGCACCCAGGAAAGAGGCUCAGUUUGGAGUUUCAGCUGCAAAAUUCCUGCCUUGUAAAAACAAAAUAUGUAAAAUCCAGUGGGUCCUUGUCAGCCACCUGCCGGCUUUCCCUUCCA
Molecule: messenger RNA, 1937 nt
Organism: Manacus vitellinus (golden-collared manakin)
Lineage: Eukaryota; Metazoa; Chordata; Aves; Passeriformes; Pipridae
Gene: SYNGR3
Product: synaptogyrin 3
Exons: 4
Coding region: 1-741 (246 amino acids)
Cellular component (GO): neuromuscular junction; synaptic vesicle membrane
Source: RefSeq, a predicted model, not a curated record